Messenger RNA from Pseudomassariella vexata, 2208 nucleotides. Its product is annotated as Bromodomain-containing protein. The record is from RefSeq and is a predicted model, not a curated record. Bases 1 to 2208 code for a protein of 735 amino acids. NCBI's taxonomy places the organism in Eukaryota, Fungi, Ascomycota, Sordariomycetes, Amphisphaeriales, Pseudomassariaceae. Gene Ontology annotation, biological process: regulation of DNA-templated transcription; chromatin remodeling. Gene Ontology annotation, cellular component: nucleus; chromatin. The transcript is spliced from 2 exons.
AUGUCGCCCCAGAACUUGACUCAAUCUGCCGAUUUGUCCAAACUCAACAUCAAAGGCACCCAGGAUGACACGCCAGUUUCGCAUGCUGACGUCAUUACGCCAGACCCUCCUGCUUCCCCUGCCAAGGUAUCACGUGAACGGGACGAGGAUCCUUCAGAUGAACCUGUCGCAAAACGAGCAAAGACGGAGAGCCAGACCGAUACAGCGGAAGACUCCAUUGGAGUUGCACAAGUAUUGUCUCCAGCUCCCGUCAACUCGACAGACAGCCCGGCAGAUGAGAUCCCCGACGACAAGCGUAUCACACAAUACCAAAGCAAGGAAUUGCGAGCUAAGAUUGGCAACAUCAAGAAGACGAAGAGCGGUAUGAACUUCCGCCAAUCAGUGGAAAAGCUAUGGCCAGGGAUUUGGCCCAACUACAAAGCACUGGUAGACUCGCCAGUUGACCUGACUUUAUUUGAGGCCAAGCUUCGCGAAGACAGGUAUUCGAACUAUGGAGAGUUCAAGGCGGAUGUGCGACUUUUGUAUGAGAAUGCUCUCAAGUUCAAUGGCGCCGAUCAUAUCGUGACAAGAGCCGCCGGCCAAGUAAGAGAAAAGAUACUGGUGGAACUACCGGCAAUCGCCAAGAUGGGAGAGCCCACCAAGUCCGAUAAAAACAAGAGCCAAACCACGCGCCAUGCUGAGCCCAGGUCGACGCACCACGCACGAAACCAAUCGCACUCGCAACCCCGGCCUGCGGCUGCGGCUCCAAAGCCAAAGCCUGAGCCGGCGGCAGCUACACCGGUGGGCCCGCCAACGCCCGCCUCAUCCACUGCACCUGCGUUUGCCCUUCCACCCAAUGGCGUCCCACAGAUACGACGAGACUCGACCCGUGACGAUGGAGACCGCCCGAAGCGUCCUAUCCACCCCCCCAAAAGCCGUGAUCUCGACUACCACAAGAAGGGCAACCGCAAGAAGUUGGAACCUGAGAUGAAGUUUUUCAAGGAGGUCUUGACCGAGGUGACAAAGGGCAAGUACUGGACGUGCAACCAAUGGUUCACGUACCCAGUCGACCCAGUCGCUCUCAACAUUCCUACCUACUUCAACGUUAUCAAAAAGCCUAUGGAUCUCCAAACAAUGGCCGACAAGCUUGAAAACGGUGAAUACCGCAAUGCGAAGGAUCUAGAAAAAGACAUGAGACAGAUUGUCACCAAUUCGGUGACAUUUAAUGGCGAAAAUGACGUCACGCGGGCGGCCAGAGAGCUCGAGAAGCUUUUCAAUGACAAGCUAAGCGACAAAGAUGCUUGGAUGGCUCGGAAUUAUCCUUCAGCGCCGGCCCCCGCAGCAAGUCCUGACCCCAGUGCUCAUGAUUCGGAGGAAGAGAGCGAAGCCGACGAGGAGGAAGAAGACAAUGAGCAGAUCCGCAGUAUAGUGGCUAGGAUGGGCGAAGAGCAGGGCAAGCUUUCAACUCUCCUGGGGUCUAAGAAGCCUGAUCUCAUGAUGAUUGAGAUUCAGCAAAAUGUGGUCAACAUGCUGCAACGUAAGUUAGUAGAGGAGAAGUCCAAAUUUGCCGAGACGAAGAAACCGAAAACGAAGAAGAAGACGCCGAAGACGAAACCCAAGCCAAGCGCAGGUGCCGGCCCAGCUGCGAGUGGUAGUAAGAAGUCGACUGGUGGUUCUACUGCCAACAAGAAAGCAUUGCCGACCAACAAGAAGCCUGCGCCUAAAAAGCGGACCAUCGGACCACUCGAAAAGGCCGUCAUCGCCGAGGGCAUCAACGAACUUGAUGGGCCGAUGAUCAACAAGGCCGUUGAGAUUAUCAAGAGAGAUACCAACCAGAAGGAGGAUGAUGAUGGCCAACUGGAGUUAGACAUAGAACUGCUAUCCCAUGACGCCCUCAGCAAGCUCUAUGACCUGAUCAUGAAGGCUUAUCCGUCCAUCUAUGCGUCGGUGUCGCAGAGACUGGAAUACAACAAACAGGAGGAGCCUGCGCAACAGUCCAAACCCAAGAACGGCAGUAGUGCUGCUGCUGCGGGCAGCACUGCCUCGAAGCCCAAGAAGAACAAGCCCAUGAACAAACAUGAGCAAGAGCGAAACAUUGAGAAGCUCCGUGAACUCAAAGCACAAUUCCAACGCCAAGGCAGUGGAAGUCAGGAGCCUCAGCCCGGUGAUGGGGAUCAAACGCGAACUGGCGAGUCGAGUGAAGAGGAGAGCGAUUCCGAAGAGGAAUAA